CUAUGCCAUUUAGCCAGCCAAACAAGAUAUGAUGCCGUUUUUUUCAAACUACAGGGAAAUGUUUUUUAUAUACGAUGGUUCCAGUACCAGCAAACACAGUUACUUGGAUUUACUGUGUUUCGGACUGGCCUUUCUGGAGCCAAGGCUUCUGGAUUAAAAGGAACACAUAUGAAGAACAAGCGGUAGUUAGAUUCCAGUAUGAAACACUGCUGGUGGCUGCAACAGGUAUCAACGGGGAUUAUGUGGCGUGGAGCACCUUUCCCCAUCUGAAUAGCAUGCUUGGAAAGAGCCUGCGAAUCCCUGCUGUCUCUGUGCGGGAAGAGGACCAAAACAAGGAUGGAAAGUUGGACCGUCUUAUUUUUAAACUGCAGUUACCACUGAAAGAUGAGGAGAAUGUUUACAGUGUCCAACUACUACUGACCUUCAGCUACCAACUCUUUACAAAGUCAACAGUAGUGAUGCAGAGCCUGGCCUAUGUGCAACACUCCUCCUCUGUCCCUGGAGCUAAGGUGUUUAUCAGUGGAGACCUGAGGCUGCAACAGAGAGUUCCCCUGCCUCACCGUGGACUCUUCAACGUUUACAAUGUCUCUGUGAUUGACGGCUCCAGCCCUUUUGCAAGUGCCUAUGACCUAGACAACAUAGUGAGGCGCUACCGAGAACGAAACUUGACCACUAUACUUACCUGUCCCAUGCCAGUGUGGACUACUGGACGCGCCACUGGCUCUCCUUUUCAGCUUAUUGCAGAAAUUCAGUACCCUGUGGAGGUCAUUAGCUAUUGUCCCGGUUUCUGGGAAACUAUCAAGUUUGCUUGGAUCCAGUAUGUUAGUGUUCUCCUUAUCUUUCUCUGGAUCUUUGAUCGCAUCCAGACAUUUGUUUUUCAAAACCAAGUUUUAACCACUGUACCCAUAAACACUGGAAAACCUCACCAGAAUUGACAAUAUGUGGUUUAUAGGCUUUCUCUGUUACUUUAUUUUAAUAUAGUUCAUGUUUGUGGUAUUUCGACUCCUAAGUUUCUUUUUACGUUGUAUUUUCAUUUAAAUGUUUUUUGGGGAAAACUGGACAGAAUUUUUUUUUCAUAUUGUAUAUUUUACUUAUUGUCUUAUUACUUAUCAAUGCAAAAUAAAAUGACUU
Messenger RNA from Corythoichthys intestinalis (scribbled pipefish), 1131 nucleotides. RefSeq names its product transmembrane protein 231-like. Lineage: Eukaryota; Metazoa; Chordata; Actinopteri; Syngnathiformes; Syngnathidae. Gene Ontology annotation, biological process: cilium assembly; regulation of protein localization. Gene Ontology annotation, cellular component: ciliary transition zone; ciliary membrane. The coding region runs from base 75 to 935 and encodes 286 amino acids. The record is from RefSeq and is a predicted model, not a curated record. The transcript is spliced from 2 exons.